AUGUCAGAAGAAGCGUCUUCUGUUGGAAAGUUUGACCAUGACAACGGUCAACAAAUUAGAGACGAGGAAUUAUUUAAAAAAUUCUUGGAAAGAUACAGAAAAGUUUUUCAAUUUGAACAAAACCAUCCUGGAGAGGAAAUAUCACUAAGUAUUAGUGGUGAGAGAGUGUUAUUUCAUGUUGAGACGCGUGAGGUACCUUAUCAAGCAGAUAAAAGCAAUAUGAACGAGGACGAGUGGAGAGCCGCUAUUAAGUGGAUUGAGAAACAAGAAGGAGAUAGUCCUUGGGUAGUCUCACCAGGAGAUGAUGACUAAAAAUCUGUGUCUCAGGAAGAUGAGGAGACAUUAUUAAGAGAUGCGAUUGAGAGUGGAGAUGAGGCCGAGAGAGAGAGAUGCGAGAAAAAGAGAUGUGACAAAGAAAGUACACUGUUAAACAAAGCAGACUUAUCCCAAGGAGGUUAAUCUUUACCAUCAAUUAAAUUAAUAGAAUCAGUUAAUCUUAAUUAUAAAAUUAAAUCAAAACAU
Cotesia congregata is the source of this 522-nucleotide messenger RNA. NCBI's taxonomy places the organism in Eukaryota, Metazoa, Arthropoda, Insecta, Hymenoptera, Braconidae. The record is from the annotation of a GenBank genome assembly.